Messenger RNA from Uncinocarpus reesii 1704, 1326 nucleotides. RefSeq lists its product as uncharacterized. The transcript has 2 exons. NCBI's taxonomy places the organism in Eukaryota, Fungi, Ascomycota, Eurotiomycetes, Onygenales, Onygenaceae. The record is from RefSeq and is a predicted model, not a curated record. Bases 1 to 1326 code for a protein of 441 amino acids.
AUGAAGUUUUCUCAGCUUGCUGUUGCUUCCCUAGCAGCGCCUCUGGCAGCUGGCUACUUGGUCGAUCCGCCUGGGAGAGCUGCACCUGGCACCACGCAGCAAUGCAGCAAAUGGGUUGUGUAUAGCGCGGGUCUUACCUGUGCAAAGGUUCAAUCCGCGUUUGGGAUCACUGCGGCUCAAUUUACGUCGUGGAACCCCAUUGUCACACAAAUCAGCACCACAUGCACGCUCCUACAGGGCUACGACUACUGCGUCGAGAUCAAUUUCAGUGGCAGGACGUCCUCGUCGGCUGAAGCUCCUACCACAGAUGCCACGACAGCGGCGCCGCCAGAAACUACAGCGCCCGUGCCGACCACCACUUCUCCGGGAAAUGGCAUCGCCACCCCAACGCCAUAUCAACCCGAUAUGGUAACGAACUGCAAUUCAUUCCACCUGGUUUCUGACGGCGAUAGCUGCGAUACCAUUGCAGCGGCAGCCGGUGUAUCACUCUCGGAUUUCUACUCCUGGAACCCAGCGGUUGGAAACACUUGCACGACCCUCUGGCUCGGCUACUACGUUUGCACCGGGGUUAUUGGAGCCACGCCCACCCCGCCAUCAACCACGACUAGCCCUGGGAAUGGCAUCGAGACGCCAACGCCCAUUCAGCCGGGUAUGAAUUCUAACUGCAAUUCUUUCCAUUUGGUGGCUGAUGGGGAUGAUUGUGAUGCCAUUUCUCGGGCUGCUGGCAUCGCCUUGCAAGACUUUUACGCCUGGAACCCUGCAGUUGGAAACACCUGUUCGAGUCUCUGGCUGGGCUACUACGUCUGCACUGGGAUCAUUGGAAGCUCACCUACCACCAUGCCGCCAAGCACGACGACGAAGCCUGGAAAUGGCAUCGCGACCCCGACCCCGACUCAAGCCAACAUGACGCCAAACUGCAAUAAAUUCCAUCUGGUGGUAAGCGGAGACAACUGCUAUGAUAUCGCCAAGAACGCGGGUGUUCCGCUCGACAGCUUUUAUACAUGGAAUCCCUCUGUGGGAAAUACCUGUUCAUCGCUGUGGUCGGGCUACUACGUCUGCGUGGGCGUCAUCGGCGGUACUCCGACGACCAUGCGCACCACCACCACCACCAAGCCUGGCAAUGGCGUCGCGACGCCCACGCCCACUCAAGCCGGCAUGAUCAACAGGUGUGACACUUUCCAUCGGGUGGUCAGUGGUGAUAAUUGCUACGACAUUGCCCAGAAGGCUAAAAUCUCCCUGUCCAAUUUCUAUGCCUGGAAUCCAGCUGUCGGGAACACCUGUUCUUCGCUCUGGGCUGGCUACUAUGUCUGUAUCGGCUUACUGUAG